CCCCGCCAUUGAAAGACAACUGAUCAAAACCUAGACGCUAUAAAGUUCACCUUUGAUGGAGCUCAACUUCCAGCGCUUGUGGUGAAAAUCGACCUCACACAGGAGAUAAUCUCCUUGGGAAAUGUCCACAGAAGCAAGUGCGACAAGAAGACGUGGAAAAGAAGGCUUAACUGCGAAUGGAUCGAGCGAAGAUCUCUUUGAUGGUCUGAAGGUAAAGUUGGUGUCAAGAUUGGUGUCUUGGAUUCUGCAAUGUUUUUUGCUAGCUGAUUGUGAGGCUGUCAAACUACCUCUACCUAACCUUUUCUUGAUAGCAUUAUUUGCUCGAGUUUCUUCUUUGUAUUACUGCGUGGGCUGUAAGAUUCACCAGAUCAGGCGAUCGAUGUUAUGUUUCCAGCAAUCAUAUACUAAACUAUUUCUCAUUCGGCACAAAUCGUGCUGUGGUCAGCAUUUUAACUUUUAUUCGAGCAUUGGCGUUUAAUUACUACCACCGCUUAUUUUUGCAAAAUCUUGCGGUGUUGCUGCUUUUUUCAUUCCCGCAGAAAUGCAAAUUUACUGCAAAAGACGUUGUUGAUUCUCAAGCAUUCUCCACAAUGUUUUGCUACGUUCAAUGGUCGACCAGUAUUUUUCGGAUCACGCGAGGCUACCGUAUUACAAAUCUUAUUAUGCCAAACUGUCAAUUAAAUAAAACAUUGUCAUAUCGUAAGGAUAUUUUUAGUGUCUCUAUAAAAUAUUGUUGAUUCCGUUCUUACGGCACUGCAAAACUGCACUUUGAUCAUAAUCGCGAAUCUUAUGAUAUGCAGAUUGGUCAUAUUUUUCAAACAACCAACGUUUCUAUUGGUCGGGCGCCUUUGUUUACUUACGUUUUCUUAGAAUUGUCUUUUGUUUCAACCGAAUCUCAUAUUAAGUUUUCAUUUUUUGACAGCUAAUAUUCGAUGUUUACUUUCAUCGUGAAGAGGAGCGUGGUUGACGAUAGUUUCUUGUUAUUAAAAGCUUCAAAAACGAAAAUGAUGUGCCUGUUCUUAUUUCACAGGUGCUCUCAUUGAUUUACAAAUACAGCAAAAUUAAAUCAACUGCAAGGCAAAAGUGUACUAAGUCAAGUUUAUAAUUGCCUGCAACCUUUAAAAAAAAAUUUUUUUUUGGUGAAGGAAAUGAAAUCAGCCUCUCUACUUCUCAGUUUUCUUUAUAUCAUUGUAUCAUCAUAUCAAGCAAAAUAUAUUUUUAUUCAUGAGGAUGUGCACACAGGAAGAGAUGGAAAGAGGAAAAUUUUUUUUUUAUUGGAGACCAUAUGGUAUGCAAAUAUUCCAACAGUUGUUUAAGGAGAGUUUUUGUGUCUGAAAAGGAUAGCAGUGACAGUAGAAAUGGCAGUGUUUGUUGGUGAUUUCUGAUGCAGGUAUACAUAAAUGAGAAACAAAACUUUGAAAUAGCUGUUAGGUUUUGAAAAGCUUGUUUAACAAUGCAAAAUAUCUGUUGUUUUCCAUCCAAAGGCUUCUACAUUCAGUAUCUUUUAUAAACAGUAGAUUUUUUUCUGACUUAAGAUCCUGAAUUGUUGAAAAUUAUUUUUGUGAGUUACACAAAAUUUGAACUUUCUCUUUGAUGAAUUUUGCUUUUAUGAGAAGAUUUAAAUAACAGUCAGGUAAUGUAGAAUUAAUUCUCUGAAUAUUUUUCUGAGCUUCUUUAUUCCUGGAGGAAACCUCUGGAAGUAUGUCUUUGAAAGUAAGGCAGAGGCAAGAAUAUUCCAACUAGAUAAGGAUCAUUUUCACACAAACAAAUAUUAGAACUAUAUCACUAAGAAAGCCUCUAUAAUUCUUCUCUUGUGAGAAUGAUAUAAUGGCAAGAUAGCAAUUUAUGUAUACAUGUAUAACAUCAGUAGACCUAGAAUUCAACAUGUAGGGAACUUUCCCUCUUUCUUUUGUUAUUUGCAGAAAGAGGAAAACAGAAAUCAAGAGGAACAGGUCAAUAAUUCUAUUUUUCUAGAAUUCUACUUAUGUAAGCACACUGUCCUAAGCCUCAACUUGAUUAAUGUUCACCAUUUGGUGCACUAAAAAUAUAAAGUGAUUACACAAAAUUAUUUAUUCAUUCUUAAAAGAAAAUGACAAACAGGAGAAAAUAGAUGAGGCACAGGACAAAUUUUCACCUUGCCAACUGGCUUUGUCAUUGGUAAAAGUGGCUGUCCAACUAUCACAGUCAAAUAUGAGUUGUGCUUAUUGUCUUAAGGCUUCACACUCUGUGAGACUUAAUGGAAAGGGAUAAGUUAUAUAUGAUAAACUAGGUCUUAAAAGAUUUUCUUGCAAAAUUAGUGCAGUAAGUAACAAAGUAAUGUUGUGAAAUUUGUGGCUUUCACCGCAAUUUUAUCUGGAGAAAUUAUACAGAGUCGCUUGGAGUGCAGCUAUUUGCACAUAACUGUUACCAGAUCUAAAAUUCCCUUUAUGACAAAUUAAAGAUUUAGUUAUGUUUUGUUUUGAUAGGAAAUACUGCCCUCAGAAGAUAAAAGAGAAACUUACUCAGACUCAGCUCCUGUAGAACAACCAAGCAUGUUAGCAAGCUUGAAUCCACGGUGAGCUGCUCUCUAUGUAUGUCUUCCUAGUGUAUGUAUUGAUUAUUGAAAGUAUAUGGGACAAAUCAUACAGAUGAAUGUUUGUCUGCAGUGAGUGUAAGAACUAGCAUUGUAAGGUGCUCUCUCCGUAUAUGUCUUUGUAGUUUACGUAUUGCUUAUCAAGAAGUAUACACAACACAUCUUACAGACAAAUGUUUGUUAGAGUGAGUGUAAGAACUAGCAGUGUAAGGUGCUCUCUAUAGAUAUGUCACUGUAAUUUAUGUUUUGCUUAUCAAGAAAUAUACAGAACACAUCUUACAGACAAAUGUUUGUUGCAGUUAGUGUAAGAACUGGCAGUCAGCAAGCUUGGCUAGUUAUUUUACAAGGUUUUGCUGGCUUUUUUGGUCUUAAACUCUUUCUACUGUGGAGAAGGCAACCCAGAUGAACUGUUAAAGGUGGAAAAAACAAGCAUCAGUGACUUUGCUUGAGUUAAAACUUCAUAAUGUUUAUGUAGUUGGAAACAGACUGAAUACUAGAUAACAUAGCCAUAGAUCAAAGUGACCUCUUAAACUUGGGACAAAGUUGAGGGAAAGUCCUUGAAAAUACCCCUUUGUGACCGAAAAAUAGGUUCAGCACUAGGACUCCCCCUUAAAACAUUCGAUGCUUGGAGGGGAGGGGGAAUAAGGGCAGAAUUCAUGAGCCACAUAAUUUUCAUGUUGCUUUGUUCAACUGAAGUAAUUUUCAGUAAGUUGCUUAUAGCAUCUAAAUCUCUAACCUACUUUCCAAAGAAGAUUUGUUCGUCACAAGGGAAAAACAUCAGUUAGAUUUUUCAUCUACAUGUAAGUAUACAGUGGUGCUUUGUUUUGUCUUAAAGAGCAGUUAACAUUGUUUUCUUGUCUUCCAGAUGGAGGAACUGGUGGAUCAGAGGAAUGUUCUCUUUGGUGAUGAUUGGAGGUUUCUCUGUUAUAGUUUACUUAGGUCCUUUUGCUUUAAUCCUGUUGGUAAGUUUUUAAGAACUCUGUUUUCACAUACAUUGUAAACAAAAAGAAAAGUGUGAGAGAAAGGGUGGAUAUCUGCAAUGUGCAGAAUGAAAAGGCAUCAUGUGGAUAUGGUUUUUAGUUUAUACAAUCAUGUCAGGAGAUUCUGUGGUGUAUUGGUUGGCAUGUUGUACUCCAGGUCCCUGGUUUUCCAAGAGUGGAUAAUGGUAUUCACUCCAUCCAUCAGACAGCACAGUGCAAUUUGUUACCUUUUAUUGUCUGGAUAGUGACUUACCUGUUGGCCAACAUUGUUUGUCCUUUGGAGAACUGUUACCAGAUCACAUUUUACACCAAUCAUGGUUACUGUCGUGUGUUCUUGGGCAAGAUGCUUUAAAAUACACUUAGGAUGCUUCUCUCCUCCAAGGGGUUUUAUCAGGUACCAGCAAACUGUAAUGGAAAGUAAUUUGACACCCCCUCAAAGCUCAGUCCUCAAUUCUCGAAAACUUAAGGGAGUGAGGCUUCGAGUUUCAAGACAUUUGAGUCAAGUUUUGAGACACUCAAAAUAAUAACAAAAUGCUGGGGGGUGGUAACAUGCCACUGUUUAGUAUACCCUGUAGGGAAGGGGAGAGAAGCAAUGUUCCCUUACACUUUCUGUCAAUGAAAGCUAGAUGAGUUCUGGCCAUCAGGGGCAAACAGUUCUAUGACACUUAACCCCUGAGGUGGACAACUAUUCUCUAGAAGACAACUAUUCUACUGCUCCUUUCAUUUUGCAGAUCCAGUGUAUUCAAAUCAAGUGUUACCAUGAGAUCAUCUCUAUUGGACACAAGAAAUAUGAAAAAUACAACCUUCCAUGGUUCAGAUCCCUAAGUUGGUAGGAUGAUUUGCAGUUUACAGAUUGUGUUGUAGGAACUAGUAUACAGUGACAGAUUGAUCCUACAGUGUACUGAUCCUCUCAUUAUCCAUUCCAGAUGGAAAUUUUCAGGAGCUGAAAGUAAUUUUGUCAUGUUUUUCAUUUUUUUAACAGGUAUUUUCUUGGAUGUGCAAACUUUUUCUUUUAUGGCGAGAGCAUAACAGAUUAUUUUAAUGGUAAUCCAGACCCACAAGUGGAUGAUGCAUCAGAGGUAAGUGUUACACCUUAAAUGUUACUUAUUUUCAGAUUUAUUUUAGCCUGUAAAAGUUAUAUUUACCACAAUGAAUCAUCAACCAUUUCUAUUGUUUCUUUUUCUUUUUCUUUUUCUUUUUUUCAUUUUUUGUUUUGUUUGGUCAUUUUUAAUUUUUUUUUUUUUUUGCAGGAAGUGGUGAAAACAUACAUAACCUAUCACAGGUUGUUUUCGUAUUCACUUUACUUAAUUGGUGAGUACCAUUAAAGAAGUAAUAGCACAUUAUCACAUUAUUCUGUGUAAACUGUAGUGUUUAACAAGGAAUUCCAAAUCUAAAAAAGCUGUAACCAUGCACUUGUAAAAUAAUGAAAUUUUUUUGUGUGUUUGAUAUUGCCAAUUAGCUUCUGACACAUCACUAGCCCUUCGCACCACUCUGCUUGGUUGCUAAAUGAGUGGCAAAGCAUCCACAAUUCUCAAUUCAAAGUCAUUUGUUGAAUUUUCUUGUCAAAAGGGGCCAGUGGUGUUUAUAUAAUAAACAAAACAAUCUAUGAAUACUUGUACUUAAAGAAUUUCUAUCCUCAUGUUCAACUCGAUUUCUCACUUGUUUGCUGCAAGCACACCUGGGGGUAUCAAGUUGAAUGCUCAAAGAGAAAUUCUAUAUCCAUGCAGACAUGUGUAUUAUUCCCUAUGUACAUGUAUGAGCCAAAAGAUACUGAUUUUUUUGGUGGAACUCCUGUCAGACAGCACAGUAAAGCAGUUGAACAAAAAUGAUUAUAAGGUUGCAGAUUAGUUUUGUGUACUAUACUGGCAGACAUAGCUCUUACUAAUGGAUUUUGAGGUCCAUAGGUUGUAAGUUACAGACCAAGUUUUUCCACUUGGGUUUGAAUGUGCCACAAAUCCUAGUGGAAAACAUAAGGCUCCAUAAUUACAUCUCUGGGUCCAAAUAGAGGGGAAAUAUUUCAGUUCAAACAAACUAUUGAUUUUAGGAGGCUGUGCAAUGAAAUACUGCAUGCUAAAUUGACCAAUCAUAGCACUUGUACUAACUAAGAGAUAUGAUAAAUUGCUUUACACUGUCAGCCUAUAUUUCUUAGGUGCUGUCAAGAUUACAAAUGUGCUUCAAACCUAACACUUGUGCAUAAAAUAAUAUGAAGUCACUGAUACAUUAAAUAUGCCAAAAAAUGAUUGAUCAAGUUUUGUUUCCUUGCAGGUUUCAUUUUAUUUGUGUUAAAUUUAAAAAAGGAACACUACAAAGUGCAAUUUUCACUGGUAAUUAUGUUUGUAAUUAUUUUUUGUGAUUUCUAUGAAAUUGAAUGUACAUGUAGUAUUUCUAUCCAAAGUUUCAAGAAGAAAAAUCAUGUAGGCUUUGUUGUGUGUGUUUUUUUUUGAGAGAGUAUAUGUAAAAAAACCAGCAGAGCCUUUUCACUUAGAUUUCCAAAGAUAGAUUGAAACAAGCACUGCAUGCAAACAUUGUUGAGUGUACAAGAAGUAUUCUGAAUAAUGUUGAACUGUUUUGGUGAAACAGAAACAAAAGAAAGACAGUGCUUUUUCUAUCAAUGAAGACAGAACAUUUUUGUGUAAUCUGUUAGUCUGAUUGAAAGAUGCAUUGAGUUCUAAUGCAAAUAGUGAAUUGUCCUCUUUGCUUUUAGUUUGGCUGGACCCAUGUGACUUUGCUGAUUGUUGUCACCCAAUCACACCUCAUUAUGCAAACCUUGUUUGAAGGACUCAUUUGGUGAGUAAAUUAUUGGCUUGGGAUGAUGUAUAUUACUUUUAACCCUUUAACUCCCAGAAGUGAUGAACAUGUAACUUCUCCCUAUAAUAUCCUUACGUCCCCAGCAAAAAGGUUAUGAGAAUACUCAAACUUGUCAAUUAGAAGUCAAUAUCUUGAUCUAACACCAAGUUCUCAUAUCUGGAGUACUAGGAAAUUUGUAGCAGCUAUAGGGGAGAAUUGAAAAUCCCAUUUCGUAGGCAUGGUAAGGUUAAUUACUAUUUUUCUCUCUGCUGUGUUUGAAGGUUCUUUUUACCUGUCAGCAUGGUGAUUUGCAAUGACAUCUUUGCAUAUAUUUUUGGUAAGUUGCUGGUUGUGCUUAACAUCUUUUGCCUACCUUUCCCUUCUGUUUGUACAUCCUUUAGGAAUGCCUUGCCAUGUUUCUUUGUUUCAUGAAGUCAAGUUUGCACUUUGAAAUUUGAUUAGCUUUAAAUUUUUAGACUCUGAAAAACAGAAUCUGAUAAUGAAAGAUUUAGGAAAACCUUUCAUAAUAAAAAGUAGUGAGGUUAAAACAUGAUGUUUCGAGAGCAAGAGACCAACUCUGAACAUUCCAAAAGACUCCAUUCCAGCAAAACUGUUCAUUUAUUUAUGUACAUUCUUUUGUUUUACUCCAUCUCAUUUUAUUCUAAUUUAGUUUCACACUUUCCUUUCUUUAUAUAAUCUCACUGAACUUAAUAUAAUUUUACAUUUGAUUAUGGUGACACCUUGUUGCUGAAAACAGAAUCAUUCUCACUUAGCUGGCAAUUAGGGUGUCACUAAAUUUUUUUAAGUGCCAGAGCAUCCCUAACGUUUGUUGUGCACCUAAUAAUGGUAACAUUGCUUCUUUUUAUGUAUGCGAUCAUCAAAAUAGGAUUCUUUUUUGGCCGAACUCCUCUUAUCAAGGUAUGUUGUUUCUUCCAGUCUUUUAUGUAGUACAAUUACCAAUAAUAAACUACUUAUAGUUUACUGGUAUAUAAUUUUAUACUAGUUCAAUGUGGUUUAAAAUUUGAGCACAGAAGCCCAUAUACUUGCAUAGUUCUUGUGACUGGUUUCUUUACACCACCAUGGCAGUAUUUUUAUCACCAAAGUGUAGGUAUGCCCCCACAAACCAGGCCUUCUAAUCUGGCAAAAAUGAUUUCUUGUAAGGAGCUGGUCAUAUGUAUGCUGUGGAAGCAAGCUGUUUGAUGAGUGCAAUUAUCUUUAGGGAUUCACAUUCUCUUUAUGUCAAUCUAUACCCAGCACUAAAUUUCACUGAGUACAUACAUCCUGUACUCCAUCAUACAUUUUCAAGUGAUUCAUUAGUGAUUAACUUUAAACUACACAUUUCUUUUCAGCUAUCACCUAAGAAAACAUGGGAAGGUUUCAUUGGUGGAGGAGUGACAACAGUGAUAUAUGGAUGGCUUGUAAGUAAUUUUGCUGCAUGCUAGUUUAAGGGCAAUCCAUGACAAAGUAGAUUGGUUGACACUCUGCCAUUGAGAUUGCAAUGUUCUAGAAGAGCAAACCAGUGUCAUUACCAAUACAUUUACUUUCCCCUCUGUGUCCCUGUACAAUGUUUUCACUUCAUUUUCUGUGAUUGUGAAACAGUGUUGGAUGUCAUUUGUUUUAUUUUCUCCUUAGAUCUCUUAUUUCAUGUGUCAGUAUCAGUAUUUCAUCUGCCCUGUGGUGGUAAGUUAAGAAAAUAAAGGUCCAGAUUUAUGAAUUUUUAACUUUAUGAUAACUGCAUUGGUAAAGUUGGUAAACAAGUUUAAAAACUUUCAUUUUUUGUGACCAGACCAAUCAAUUUUAAAUUUAAAUAAUCUUUUGUAAGACAGGUUUUUCAAAUUUUUCAUUCAGAAUAAUAAACGUAGAUAUUUAACCCUUUAACUCCCAGAAGUGAUAAACAUGAAACUUUUCCCUAUAAUACCUAUACAUUAUCCAGCAAAGGGCAAAUGAGAAUACCCAAACUUAUCAAGUAGAAGUUCUUAUCUUGAUCUAAUACCAAAUUUGCCUAACUUGUUUGCUAGGAAUUGCCAGGAGGGGAGAAUUAACAAUCAGAUCUUGGGAGUUAAAGGGUUUAGGAAUGUGAUAGCAUAUAGUUCUAUCAUUGAGUGCAAUCACUUCAAUCUUAUUUGCAAAUGAAGUGGCUUAGCCAGCCAGUUUGGAAUUAUGGGAGGUAUCCUUUGAUUUGCAAAGAAGAUGUUGAGCCCUAAAUCGUAGAAGUUGUCUGAAGUCUUUUCAUUUGCGUAGUCUAAAAUAAGCAAGCUUUGCUUUUUUUCAGUUCAGUGGCUCAAUAACAGACUUCAAGACAACUUGUCAGCCUUCAUCACUUUACAAAUUGACUGCCUUUACCAUUCCUGCUCCUGUCAAAUAUCUUCUAGGAUUUGUAAGUUUUAAUUCUUGAUAACCUUGGAAACAGAUUUUCUCAGUUUCUCUGUUCAGUGAAAUGUUUCACUCCUUGGUGUUCUCCAAAGUGAGGUCAGCUGAACAGCUUAUUAAAGGAGAAUUACAUGUAUGUGGCAGGAACUGUCUCAUUCUUAUCUUUGCCAUUAAGAAUUUUAUAUACAGGAAUGUUACCACUUACAUGUACCAUGUACUGUAUGUAUGAUUCCAAAGAGUAACCUUGAUGUUAAAAAGUUGUCUUCAAAUGUGCUGGAAAAAUUUAAUUUCUGAUGCUGCUGUUUGGAUGCAACUCGGUUGCUUUAGUUGGAGGUGGACUUGCAUUAGGAUGACAAAAUUCUAUCCUCUGCAUAGCUCAUCAUAUACUCAGCUUAUUGUUACAGUUAUGUUUAAAUAUCACCUAUUGGUUUCAGGGUGGUUUGACACAAGAUGAAGUGUGGCUAUAUCCAAUGCAGUUCCACUCCAUUGUUUUGUCACUCUUCAGUUCAUUGAUCGCACCAUUUGGUGGUUUCUUUGCCAGUGGAUUCAAGAGGGCCUUUAAAGUCAAGGUAUACAGAGAGUCCACCUUCUUUUGUAUUGAUAAUGUCUACAGGUAUUGGAAUGCAAAUUUGCAUUCAGUUACAUGUGAUUUGAUUUUCAUUUAUGCUGCCACCCAUCAUGCACUGCUUUGAAUUGUUAAAAUCUAUGAUCCUGUGACUCACCAGAAAGAACUAAGAAAGCACUCUCCUGUUGGUGGUUUGGUUACAUGUCAGUUAUCCAUCUUAUUGUCCAAGAUUGUGUUUGUGAAUUUUUAGCAGGGAGCCAGUGAACACUGCAUGUCACUUGGCAGGAUUACACUGAUUACUUCAGUCAUCUGUUGAAGAAGCAGCUAGGGAUAUAAAUUUCAGAUCAACUUUCAAAAAGUGCUUGUGGAGACAAUUUGAUUUUCAGUUACACUGCCCCAUAAAGAAAUGUCUGAAGUGAUGAAAGUUACAUUUGUAAGAUAUGGUGUGUGUGUGUUUUUUUCUUUUUUGGUUUGUUUUGUUUUAAUUUUGUUUUGUUCUUCAGGACUUUGGUGAUACCAUUCCUGGACAUGGAGGUCUAGUAGAUCGCUUUGACUGUCAGUUCCUGAUGGCAACUUUUGUUUAUGUUUACCAUUCCACAUUUAUAAGGUAUGGUGGAUAAACUGCUUGGUCACUGGAAGUAUUCUUUGGUUGAAAUUCUUUCCACCAGAUUUAUGUGAAUGAAAGGCACACUGAUGUCAGAUUGCACAACAACACAAUCACUUUUCUUAACUUGGGGCUGGGUUGUUCAAAACUGGGUUAAGAUAAUCCAGUGUCAGUAUGAAAUCUGAUCUCAGAUCUGAAAGCUUUAAAAGAGAAUUCAGUUUAAUUCUUUUUGUCUAGAAUUUGAUUAUUGGAUGUUUCAAAAAUUGUAGAGAAAAUUAUUCUGUAAAGGCUUUUGCUUAAAGUGAUAAAGAAACCUGGACUGAGACUCCACCUUGGGUUAGGGCUAAUCAACCUUUGAACAACUGGACCUUGAUGGUCAAGUAGUGACUUGUGACAGUGUAAGCUUUGAAAGGGAACUUUACAAACUUAACAUUAUCUUGAAAUUGCUUAAGCAACUAUGUGAUUUUCUGUAUACAGGGCACCUCAACCACACAAAGUGUUGCAACAAGUCUUAUCUCUGAAGCCAGAACACCAACUGAACAUCUACAAAGAGCUUAAGUCUAGCUUGCUUAGAAGAGGCAUUCUAUAGUGGAUUCAACAGUGCUGCCACAACCAUCCCAUAUUUAUCUUGUAAAUCACUGGGUAAUAAUGUUAACUUAAGCAUCAGGAUUAUGAUAACUGUACAUGUCAAUUAUAUAGGCUAUGGGUAUCCUUGUAUAACAGAUAUCCUUGUAUAAUAGAUAUAUUACUGAUUGUAUUUUAAGGUUUUUGCUUUUCACAAUUAUGUUUUGAAUGUAAGUACAAGCAUUUGAAUUAUGUUGUGUAAAAUGAAAAGAAGAAAUAAGGUGAGAUAUGAGUUCCUGUCUGUGAAGCUCAUACAGGUUGACAGGCACAGAACAAGCACUUUGGUUCAUCAGAUGUCAUGAUGUGAUGUCUUGUGAAUUACCAUACAAACAGAGUUUCAUUAUGUUGUGCUCAGCUGUUUUGAUGUAACAAAACUCAAAUCAGUGGGAGCACAGAUAUAAGCAAGGAAAAGAAAUUGUGCUUGCUCAUUUACUUAUCCUUAAACUUGUAUCUUAGCUUAACUCUUUCAAUCCCAUGAGUGACCAAGACAGCAUUUCUCCCUACAAUAAGAAUACAAUAUGAAGCAUACAAAUGAUGGGAAUGAAGAAAAAAAAUCAAUUAGAUUAUUAGUUAAUCUGAUACCAAAUUCUCUGAAGUAACAUCACAUGCAUUGUAUGACAGAUAGUAAGGACAACUCCAGAUGAGAUCCCAAGAGUCAAAGGGUGAAAUGUGAGCUAGCUCUAAGCUGUUAUGUUUGCUCUUAGUUCUCCACUAGUUACUAACACCAGCUUUUGAAAGCAGGCUUCAGGGUCCAUUGAUCCAGUUAAAUGUUGAAGUCUGUUACAUGAUGAAAGGAAAACAUCCCCAUUCAUAGAUAAAGGAGGAAAGUAACAUUAAUACACUUGUUCAUACAUAUUAAAAUAUAUAUAUUUUAGCUUUUUAACUUUGUUUUAAAUUAUGUGUGGAGGGAUUAAUUGUUGAUUUUGGAAAGAUGUUAUAUGCAUACUGUAUCUCAAAAUAAUAAAAUUGAUAAAACUUAAACAUGUCUAGAUCAAUAGAAACUAUUACUGUAAUUUUGAUGGUUCUAUCUUGUGUUUUAAAUAUUCUGAACAUUACUGUGAUAUGAAAAACAGCUUUUUUUUUAAGGGUAUUACAUUUAGUUAUGUUACCCUUUUAAGCCUCAAAAAAGUGUCAUCUGGUGAGGAGAAACAAAAAGAUAUGAAAGAGAUGAGAUAGAUAAAUAUCUAAGAAGUUGUGGAUGGCGGAGGUUGGGAAGUCUUAAUUAACAUGUGUCUUGAACAAAGUUGAAAUAUCGCAGCAAAAUUAUGUGGCUUCUUUGAACAACAGUAAGAUUUAUUUUAUUUAGCCGCUGAUUUGUACAAUCUAUUUUAAUAACCAUCUUUACCUAUCAAAUGAUGUUCAUUUAGUGUAAUAUAAAAACCUGAUGUGCAAUAUUUUAAGAAUAUCUAGUGUUCUUAUUAAUGAC
Molecule: messenger RNA, 11928 nt
Organism: Pocillopora meandrina
Lineage: Eukaryota; Metazoa; Cnidaria; Anthozoa; Scleractinia; Pocilloporidae
Source: the annotation of a GenBank genome assembly